Molecule: messenger RNA, 1107 nt
Organism: Truncatella angustata
Lineage: Eukaryota; Fungi; Ascomycota; Sordariomycetes; Amphisphaeriales; Sporocadaceae
Exons: 2
Coding region: 354-920 (188 amino acids)
Molecular function (GO): protein binding
Source: RefSeq, a predicted model, not a curated record
UCCGACCAGUGGGGAGGAAAGUAUGUCGUCACAGCAUUAUCGGCUGCUGAUUCCUCGAGACCCCGAAAUUUACAAAUGCGCUGGGAUGGGGAUUUAGUGACUAGACCGCAAUUUGUGCGCUCUGAGUCGCUCAAUUGUCCAUGCUGAUCAUUUGAUUCUCCUCACCCAAUCCAAUGCAACCACACACGGAUCUCAUGACCCUUUCCUCUGCUAGGCUGGGUCUCCUCUUCCACGAGCUUUUCUAAAAUCAGCAUUGGGAAUGUCAAGCAUCACGCCCGUUUACAAGUCCUCAGUCACCAUCUUGUAGCCUCGAUUGACAUCAGCUUCUUGGCUCGCAGCCGCCGGCCGUACCAAUGCCUCCCGCCAAAUUGAAAACGAACCACCACGACGACUCCAAGUCGGAGACACCGAACAGCAGAGAAAAGAACAGCCAUGUGACAAAAGACAACCACCACACGAAUGGCGGAACAAAGAUGCGUCGGGUCGCCAGUUCGGCCGGCUCAAACCUGCGAGAAGUGACUUUAGUCAACGGUCAUUCGGCCGCUGCCAUCGCACCACCACCUGUGGCACCACCAGCUGCUCCUCCUGGGCUCGACUGGUCUUCGUUCGACCGAGAAGUACUCCACGACUACCGCCGCGAACACAACCUCGAUACCCCGACUGCCUUUACCCAUGACUACCACAAGACUGUGCUCUCACGACCCGGUGGAAUUGGGCUUUAUUCCCCUUCGAUGGCCCGGAGACGAGAGUAUAGGAGACAGGGCAAAAAUGAACUCACCCAGGUCGUGAGAAAGCACUUCAACGGGUUGGGGGUCCAAGAAAACGAGGUUGUGGUCAACUUCUUACACAGAGUCAAGACUCCUGGGGUUUACAGGCCGCGGAGGAACAAAAACUUACCUCACGCAUCACCAAUGCCAUAAUGUCUAUUAUAAUGAAGGGUUGGGAGUUCUGGAUUGGUAUAUACGCCGGGAUCGGUCGUGUCUGACACUGGCUUUUCCAGCAUCUUGCAUACUAAUGAUAUGGGGGUUUGGGGAGUUCUCGGGCGCAAAAAUACAGGUAGCAUGGGUUAGGGACCUCGAUUUUUUAUAUUUCUUUUUAUUUUAUCUU